UGUUUCCAAUUCAUGAGUGUUUUGCCAGCUCGCUUCACAGGCCACCGCUUGGGUGACGCCGCUGCACCCGUUGUCGUCCAGCUCUACAUGGACUACAACUGCCCGUUCUGCAAAAAGUCCUUCCUGAAGUUCGUCGAUGAAGUCAUCCCGCAUUACGACAAGAACUUGCCUGGCAAGGUCCAGUUCUGGCUGAUGCACCAGAUCCAGCCGUGGCACGCACAGUCGCUGCACUUGGCCGAGGCUGCGCUCGCCGUCGAGCGGCUCAACCCGGCCGCCGUGUGGUCGUUCUCGCGCGUGCUCUAUGACAAGAUUGAGCAAUUCUCAGACCGCGCUGUCGUGAACAAGUCGCGCAGCCAGCUGAACGAGGAGCUCGCCGAUCUCGCCGCUGCUGCUCCCAUUGGCGUCGACCGCGCAAAGUUCCUCGAGCUGCUCGCCCUCGUCGGCUCAGACAACAAUGGCAACUCGCUCAUCGGCGAUGUCAAGUGGUGGGUCCGCUAUUCCCGCCAGCUCGGCAUCCACAUGUCGCCCACGGUCCAGGUCAACGGCAUCAUUGAGGCGAGCUACGGCUCUGCCUGGUCGCUCGAGCAAAUCACCGACAUGAUUGCCCCAUUCAUUGCUGGCACUCGCUAAACGAGAACGAGGCUUUGAUGGGAUUUUGAAGGAAAAGCGCGUUGAUCUACCAUUUCGUCGUGUUGCGCUUUGCGUUUCCUACUGUACCCUUUUGUUCCGCGCCCCUCCUGCUCUCGUUCCAGCUGUUCCAAAGUCAAGCUCGUUGAUGAUUUCAUCUCCUCUCUCUCUCAUUGCUGAUGUGGCUGGAUCUGCAUCAUUGUUGAGGGUUUGAAUUUGUUCAGCUCGUUGCUUCAUUGAACAGUUUUUCGUUCCAAAUUUCAAUUGCAGCAACGUUCCUUCGCUCAUUGUCAUUUCCCCCACAGUACAGCGUUAUCUACAAGAGUG
Capsaspora owczarzaki ATCC 30864 is the source of this 954-nucleotide messenger RNA. RefSeq lists its product as hypothetical. The transcript is spliced from 3 exons. Lineage: Eukaryota; Filasterea; Ministeriida; Capsasporidae. Bases 13 to 630 code for a protein of 205 amino acids. The record is from RefSeq and is a predicted model, not a curated record.